UGUUGCAUAUUGAGGCUUGAGGCCUGUGCGUCGUGUUUGUGUUUGUGUUAGCCGGUAACAUAAUUGAUGUCCUGUAACACACGUAUUGAGAGUUGAUCAAGAAAUAACCAAACCUUUGACUUUUAUUACUUGUUAAUAAUAAGAAUUGUCCAGAACACAAUUUGUUUUGCGUGUGUAGUGAAAACAGUGCCUAUCUUAGUGUCUGAUAAUGAACGCGAAAAAUAUGUUUCUAGUUUCCUUCUUAAUCACUGCAGUAGCAUUUUAUUUACACGAGUACCAUUUAUCUACAUUAGUCAGUGUUUUCAAGUUUUCGCCUUAUUUGAAUAGCGUCAUGAUAAGUGUUCAUAAUGUGUUACUAACUUGGUUUGGGAAUGUUAGGAGUCAAGAAGAUUUAGGCGUCAAAAACAACCUGAAAUCUACGACGUUAUUUACUCCUGAGGAUCUGAAGAAAUUUAAUGGUGAACGUGGUUUAUAUUUAUCAAUUAUGGGCAAAGUUUAUGAUGUAGGAAAAGAGAACAAGCAUUAUAAGGCCGGUGCAGACUAUCACUUUUUCACAGGACGAGAUGCAUCUAGAGCCUUUGUCACUGGAGAGUUCACUGAAAGUGGUUUGAUUGAUGAAGUACUGGAUUUGUCACCAGAAGAAUUAAAAAGCUUAUCAGACUGGGCAAAAUUUUAUCAAACACAAUACAAGUACAAAGGUAAACUCCUUGGGCGGUAUUAUGAUGCUGACGGUAAAGCUACACCAUACUUACGUGAAGUGCAGAAAAAGAUCAAACAAGCAAAAGCCAGAGAAGCUGAUACAAAUAAACUGAAGCUUAUGUUUCCUCCAUGCAAUGUUGAAUGGAGUCAUGAUACAGGAAGUAGAGUUUGGUGCUCAACAAGAAGUGGUGGCAUUGAAAGGGACUGGGUUGGUUCGCCAAGACAGUUUUAUGAACCUGGAUCCUCGGCUUACAGAUGUGCUUGCAUAAAUAUGCAGGCGGCAGAAACAUUGCCAAUGUUAGGCAAUAUUCGAGAAUAUGAGGACUGUGAUCCACAUGCUACUAGUUGUCAUAUAAAGAGUUGAUGUAUGUUACUUGUGACGAAUAACAUUCCAAACAUGUUUUUGUAUAAACUAUCCCUUUAGAUGAACUUUCUUACGGAUUUCAGUGGUCAAAUAUUUUAUUGUGAUAUUUACAACUAUGCCCGUCAGUGGACUUGGAAAGCUGGGUCUUGGUACAAUGCAUCUAUAGAUUGUUUUUGCCCGCGAAGAGCUAUUUAUUUUUCGAGUAUGGUGGUGAAAGUGUUCAAAAUUGGUGUAUUAUCUUUGGGAACAACAACAAUAAGAAAAUUAAUUACUUUUACAUUUUAAA
Molecule: messenger RNA, 1349 nt
Organism: Schistocerca gregaria
Lineage: Eukaryota; Metazoa; Arthropoda; Insecta; Orthoptera; Acrididae
Product: neuferricin
Exons: 4
Coding region: 209-1063 (284 amino acids)
Cellular component (GO): membrane; endomembrane system
Source: RefSeq, a predicted model, not a curated record